GAAAGAAAGAAAGAAAGAAAGAAAGAAAGAAAGAAAGAAAGAAAGAAAGAAAGAGUCCACCUGGAGGAGGCAGCUUAGGGUUGUCUCUGAGUUGAAACUUGAAUCUUUUCAGUAAAGACACACCUCUUUCAGGGUAUUAUGCAAAAUUCUCUACUUCAAAUCAAAGGACAGGAAAUAUGAAAUGCAACAGCCAGAAUCCAUAGGCUGUCACAUAGAUCAGUUUAUCAACUCUUGACAAAAAAAUUAGGAGGCUUGUAGUGAUGGAACCAUUGGAAUAAAUGCCCUGAAAUUGUCUGAAAGCUGGAUUUUUAGGAAACUUGCUGCCUCCAUACUAGCAGGUUUUUGCAGCAUUAACAUUGUUCCUGCUCUCUUUUCUUUUUUUAAACCCUCUGUUUCUCAUGCAAGAUUAUUUUUUAACUACAGUGGGAUGAACCUGUGGCAAAAGAUUUUGAUUCCUUUGGUAGGAAUGGUCUUGGCCAUCUAUUUUUAUUCAGGAAAAGAAGAGUUUAAACCUGAAAUGUUGAAAGGGAAGCGGGUGAUUGUUACUGGAGCAAGCACUGGAAUUGGCGAGCAGAUAGCAUACCACCUAGCACAGAUGGGUUCUCAUCUCCUGAUUACUGCACGGACAGAAGCCCAGCUCCAGCAAGUGGUUGCUCAUUGCUUAGAGUUGGGUGCAGCAUCUGCCAGGUACAUUAAUGGCAGUAUGGAAGAUAUGAAAUUUGCUCAGGCUGUGGUGAAGAAAGCAGAGGUAUUAUGGGGAAGUCUAGAUAUGCUGAUUCUGAAUCAUAUUGGCAGGUCUUACUUCAAUUAUUUCAAUAGGGACAUUGAGCAUGUGCAAAAGCUUUUGAACAUCAAUUUCCUAAGCUAUGCAACAAUGACAGUUUCAGCUCUUCCCAUGCUUAUAAACAGUGGAGGAAGCAUAGUAGUUGUUUCAUCUUUGGCAGGCAAAAUUGGCUUCCCAUUGACUGUUCCUUAUUCUGCAACAAAGUUUGCACUAGAGGGAUUUUUCAACUCUUUGAGGCAGGAAUUUGUUAUGCAGAACAUCAAUGUUUCCAUCACGCUCUGCAUCCUUGGACUCAUCAACACAGAAAAUGCCAUGAAAGCAGUAUCUGGUACAUUCACUCCUCCACCUGCCCCAAAAGAAGAAUGUGCACUAGAAAUCAUUAAAGGGGGCAUUCUGCGGCAGCGGGAGAUUUACUAUAAAUAUAUAUAUACAAAGAUCCCUACACUUUUGCGAGAUUGGGCUCCAGAACUUUUGGACUAUAUGCUUCGGUUAUGUUUUAAUGUGGACAAUCAAAAACAAGAUUAAUAACAAUCUGUCUAUUCGCUGCCUCUGCAUUUUUCUUUUCUGGCUAUGCAAGUUAGAGUUUUUCAAACUUGACCACUUUGAGAUGUGUGGAAAUUGAAGUCCACAGAAUUUAAAUUUACCAAGUUUGAAAAACAUUAAUACAAUCCAUAAAAGAGAAUAUUCAUUGAACUGGGUUGAACUGUAGUGUGCUUGGUGCUCUCUGAACUUGAUUAUUUUGUGGCAGAUGUUUCAUUACCAAACUGAUCUUAAGAUUCACUAUGCUGUUAGACUGUAUAUAGACCCGAAAUCCAGUUCUGUGGCUUGGGAUUUAAGGCUAUCAGUGAUUGAAUUACGGAUAUUUAUAUUCUGGAACAGGACAAAGGAAAUAAAUGUGGAUAUCUUAGAAAAACUCAGUUUAAUGAUAAAUAUUUUGUAUGCUCUUAAAGUGCAUCCAGUUGAUUGUUUCUCUUAAUCUGCAUUCAGAACAAAACAUGGCAUAAAAUGAAAAAAGUUAUAAUGCUGAGUUUCAUAGUUUUGAAUCAAUUCCUUAUGCAGAUUUCUUAUAUAGAGAGGAGGUCCAGCAAAUAAGUGCAAGGUACCCUCUGGCUUGGACUGAUAGGAAGCACUUGAUAGUUAACACAUCUGGUAUUAAACAUUUGGCAAAAAAAAGUACAUUUUUAAAUUUUUCAGUUUUAAAAUUGUUUCAAAAAAAUCAGUUGAAAAUGUUUAUAGUAAUUUUAUUAAAGACAUUAAUUCUAAUUACAAUUAAUGCAAACUAAAACAAAAAAACAAAAAAAGAAAAAAAGAGAGAAAUGGUGAAGAAUGUAAAUAAAGAAAAAGAAAAGAAAUAUAUAAAGUGUCUUUUAAUCUUCAUCAAAGCAAUUUAAGGUUGCUCUUUUUUACUUCUAAUAAUAAUAAUAAUAAUAAAGUUGGAAGGGACCUUGGAAGUCAUCGAGUCCAACCCCCUGCUCAGGCAGGAACCCUACACCAUUUCAGACAAAUGGCUGUCCACUUUAGUCCAUUCAGAUAAGGUAAUAGAGCUUGAUUUCUUCAUUUUUUCUUUGCCUUCUUGUCUUUCUUCUUAUGAGAUUCUUCAAAACUUUAAUAAACCACUUUUGCAAAUCUAAUAUAGGAAAAAUAUCCAGAUUGCUUUCUUGAUUUAUUGUUUGUAUGUUCCUUUUAGUUAUUAAAACAUCAUCCAGUUUCUUUUGUAUGUUCAUCUUUUUCCAUGCCAUCCUUGUAGCCUGUCAUUUGUAAAUCCUCUUUCAGUCUUGUCAGAUAAAAUUUGCUCCUCUUCCAUAACAUCUUUUAGACACAGUCUCUCCAUAGAGGCAUAUGUGUCUGUUGACACUAUUAAUGCUAAUUUUUGAUCCAAUUUUUUCAAAAAUAUCAUUCAAUAUGUCCAAAGUUAGAAUAUUUUGCUCCAUUCUGAAAUUGUACAUCUAGUUUAUGUGUUCUCCACAUUAAAUUCAAAUCUUUAGUUCCCUCUAGUGUCCAUUUUUUAAAAUCUUAUAUUCUGUUUUUUAAAAAAUAUAACAAAAAGGCAUUUCUCUAAUGGGAAGGAUUCUUUAUAAUUAAUUCCAAAAUGUUAUUUCAAAUUUACCUGGACUGUUAGUCCAUUUAUAAUUUUCUAAAAUCAAAUGUUUAAUCAGCGUUUUUCUGUUUAUUCUCCAUUUUUUUAAGUUCUUAAACUUGUAGUUAAAACUUUCUUUUGAUAAAGACUGAAGAGAAACUCAUCCAGUGCUAUCAAACUUGUCAAUACAAAGGUGUCCAAAAACUGAAAAGCAAUUUACAAGCAAUUUCUGAAAUUGAUUAGAAAAGGAUGCAAAGUCAGUAUCCUUUUAAAGACACUGGCCACAGUUUGAGCUCAGAUGUCUAUCUGUGGGCUCUUCAUUGCAUACCAUGGUCAUUGCUUCUCUUUUUAGUGGAACUGUCUUCAGCCCACCAUUUCUUCCUCCAGAAGUCCCAGGAAAUAUUUUAUACUGAGUAAUUUGUAAAAGGAAUACAUAAAAAGACCCUGGCUCUAGUCCACCUCAGCCAUGGAAAACCUACUGGGUAAUCUUGAAUUAAUCACUAUCUCUCAACCCAACCUAUUCCACAAAAUAGUUUUUGUGGGAGAAAUGGGGGCAGGUGUGUGUGUGUGUGUGUGUGUGUGUUAAAACUGUAAAAGGAGGACUGCCCCAAGGCAAUGUGUGCUUGUGCAAAAGGGAAGAGGCUUUGGCCAGUGCUAUUUUUGUCAUUGUGAAAAAAGCACUGGAUCUUUCAGACAUCUCUGCUCAGAUUUGAAAAUAUUGUUAAAAACUGAAUAAGGUUUAUGUAAAAUGACAGUUUGAAUUUAAAAAAUAGUUGUAAGAAUUUUCCUCCAAAUGUAUUUAGGUUAUAUGUUAUACAAUGGACAUAACAAGACUCAGAAUUGAAACUUAUGUAUAAAUAUAUUCUCAACAUAUUUUUUGAAAGCCCUUACAUUUAAAGGUUUACAUAAAAUUUUAUAUUAACAAUUCUUUUUAAAAAGAAUUUUGUGCAUCCAAUAUUUACCACUGCUGGUGCUGAAAUUUACAAAUAAUAAAUUUGAACUAUAUCAGUGAGUUGAUCUUGAAGUAUAAUGUAACUUUUGAAACUUAAUUGUGUCCUAAACAAAAGAAGGAAUUAAGAAAUAAAUACUAUAUAGCUCAUUACUCAAGGGAACCUAAUUGUAAAUAAGAAAAAAUAUCCAUAUCAUAUGGUUCAUCAUCAUACAACUUCCUUCCACUUCCAUUUAGCUAUUUGAACUGCCCAUUAUAUUUGCUUUCAUUUCGUUUUCCUCAUUUUUCUAUUGUUUGUUUCUAACUAUUGUCAAAAACAAAAGGUCAACAGGCCAUCAAGCAUAUUGAUUCCAGACUUUUCAAUCUACUGAGUCUAAAUGAUUAUUUAAAAAAUAAAUGUGAGUUCGAAUUCCACAUUAGGCAUGAAAGUUGACUUGGUUGUUGCUGUGAGAAAGAUAGGUGGGAGUAUCAAAUAUCUUUGCCACUUUGAGUUAUAUAUAGUUGAUAUAGUUCUUGAGACAUUAGAAGUUUUCCUCUAUUCUUAUAUUUCCAUUUCCUGUAAGAAAUAACAUAGAAUAAAGGAAGCUGGGGGGGAGGGGGUUUGAAGGAAAAGAAAUACAAGUUAUCAGGGCUUUUUUUCUCAUAGAAUGCCCAGAACGGAGUUCC
Crotalus tigris (Tiger rattlesnake) is the source of this 4476-nucleotide messenger RNA. It is a transcript of the gene HSD11B1, whose product is annotated as hydroxysteroid 11-beta dehydrogenase 1. Gene Ontology annotation, biological process: steroid catabolic process. Gene Ontology annotation, cellular component: endoplasmic reticulum membrane; intracellular membrane-bounded organelle. The transcript has 6 exons. NCBI's taxonomy places the organism in Eukaryota, Metazoa, Chordata, Lepidosauria, Squamata, Viperidae. Bases 428 to 1309 code for a protein of 293 amino acids. Gene Ontology annotation, molecular function: 11-beta-hydroxysteroid dehydrogenase (NADP+) activity; steroid binding. The record is from RefSeq and is a predicted model, not a curated record.